This is a messenger RNA of Centruroides sculpturatus (bark scorpion), 2072 nucleotides long. RefSeq names its product dual specificity protein phosphatase 1-like. Bases 139 to 1293 code for a protein of 384 amino acids. The transcript is spliced from 3 exons. Gene Ontology annotation, cellular component: nucleus; cytoplasm. NCBI's taxonomy places the organism in Eukaryota, Metazoa, Arthropoda, Arachnida, Scorpiones, Buthidae. Gene Ontology annotation, molecular function: protein tyrosine/threonine phosphatase activity; MAP kinase tyrosine/serine/threonine phosphatase activity. The record is from RefSeq and is a predicted model, not a curated record. Gene Ontology annotation, biological process: protein dephosphorylation; negative regulation of MAPK cascade.
CAUUCAGAUUGAUUUUACACUACGCGACGAUGUGUCGGAAGUUUAGUGUUUGCCCUCCUUACUGACAUUUAUUUUUUAAAGAGAAUAUUUCUUUCGAAAUAAUUUGUUUACGGUCACGAUAUCAUAUAGACUGAUUACAUGCCUACCUUCGACCAAUACAGCGAGCCAAGACGUAGUCGAUUUAGGAGAGGUAUGGCCAAUACUACUAUGUGUCUCUCGGCGGACAUUUUGAGAAAGUAUUUAGAGGAAGAUAACUCGUCAGAUUCGUUAAAAGUAUUAAUUCUAGACUGUCGAUCGUUUCUGGCAUAUAACGACGGUCACAUUAUAGAUUCCCUAAACAUUCACUGCCCUUCUAUCUUGAGGAGGAGGUCUGGCGGUACGUUACCGUUAAGUACGUUGAUCUCCGAUGCCAGAGUGCGGGAUUUAAUUUUGACAAAUGUACACAGGACGAUUAUAUUAUACGAAGAGCAUUCUCGUCCCAUUCACGACGAUACUAUGACCAGCUUCGUAGCGAAAUGUUUGAAGAACGAAAUUGGUAGGACCGUUUUGGUUUUAGAAGGUGGUUACCAACAAUUCAGCCAGUCUUACCCUCAUCUAUGCACAAAACCGUUAACGCCGAUUCCAUCCAAUGGGAUGAUCAGUCCAUCCAUGUUGACCAAUGCUCUAAACGGUAGAUUAAGUGCUCCUUGUCCUAACCAAGACCAAGAAGAGCCAGUAGAAAUUCUACCGUAUCUGUAUUUGGGAAGCGAAUAUCACGCAUCUUGCAAGGAGACGUUACAGAGAUUGGGUAUUACGUCGUUACUAAAUGUAUCACAGAAUUGUCCCAAUCGUUUCGAAGAUUCGUUUAUUUACAAAUCGAUUCCGGUAGAGGAUUCGGGAAACGAAGAUAUUGCCAUUUGGUUCAACGAAGCUAUCGAUUUCAUAGAACGCAUUAAAUCGGAAAAUGGCAAAAUCCUCGUUCACUGUCACGCCGGAAUAAGCAGAUCGGCAACUAUUUGUAUGGCGUACAUCAUGGCUACCAAAAGGAUUCGUAUGGAUGAAGCUUACGAAUAUGUUAAGUCUAAAAGACGAAUCGUUUCACCAAAUUUCAAUUUCAUGGGACAAUUAUUAUCAUUCGAAUCUCAAGUAUUCGCGCCAUCAUCACGCUGUAAACCCACUCCAUCUCCCAGAUCACCACUAGUGGCGAUAGUGGCAACUACACCAGAUGCAGAUUCUCUCACUCCAUCUCUGGGUGCCCAACAGAAUGUCUUUGAUUUUACCAUGACGUCAACACCAUCUCACAUUUGUAUUUGAAAAGGAGGAGUAAAAGAGGGGGAAAAAAUCAAAGUUUCUUAACAACAGGGUUCCAAUAAUAACAAUAUUCAUCAUUUUUUUUCGGUACUUAAUGCGGAACUAACACUUAGACUCUUAACAGUAAAGUUUUUAUUGGAGUUCUACACCUCCCUAAACUAGUCGUGUAUAAAGAAAGAGAUGUUAAUCGACCUAGUCAUACUGUACCAUACACAUAUAAAAACUUCAUAUUUCUUUAUCAUCUCUUACAGAGUACAAAAAAUACUAUUAAAAAAUCAAAGUGGACCAACACAAUAAAUAAUUUCUGGUGAAAAGUAUAUUUCUAACGUCCAGAUUAAUGACUUCAAACUUUCAUCGUAAUAUAAUCUCAUAAUUAUUUUUAGAAGCAAUUGUAUAGGCUUCCUCUGAGAAUUUCUGAAUAUUUAAUAUUAUGUAACAAAUAUAUAUAUAUAGUAUAUGUGUAUACAUAAAUAUACUAUUUAUAUUUAUAUAUACAUGUAUAGAUAGCUUUUUAUCACAUUAGAAACUUAAGAAGUGUUUUGUCAGUUGCCCGGGACCAUCGUGAACUAGAAUAUAAAUCUGGUACUUUAUAUUUUUCCAAGAUAGUUCAGUCACGAAAUACCGAAAUCUAAUCGUUUAGGAAAGCUCUUUGUUUUGUAAAUGUUUUAAUGUUUGUGUAAUGCAAUUUGUACUAAAAUUCUAGUCAGUCUUACAGUUUAUUUAUUUGCACAUCGACCAAUUGCCACUGAAAAAUUAUAUAAUAAAGAUGUUAUAUACCUGUU